AUGUUGCUCAACUGUUCUGUUGCUAGAGGUGCCAGCUAUCCAAGCAUUUUGAGUAGUCUGGCUAGAUGUCGGGCUCCAGCUCGGGAUCUAACGAGACAGCUGCUCAUUAAGAAAAGCUUCCAUGCUAGUGCUAGUGCUCAAUCCACUUAUGAGGAGGAGAAGGUUGUCUUGGAUGAAAUGGCUAAUAAGCUAAAGCCAUCUGAUAUUCAAGCAGCCAAUAAAUUGCGUAACAUUGGUAUCUCGGCGCACAUUGAUUCUGGUAAGACAACCUUUACUGAACGUGUUUUGUAUUAUACUGGUAGAAUCAAGGCUAUUCACGAAGUUAGAGGUCGUGAUAAUGUCGGAGCUAAGAUGGAUUCUAUGGAUUUAGAAAGAGAGAAAGGUAUCACAAUUCAAUCGGCUGCUACUUACUGUUCGUGGGAAAAGGAGAAACAACCAUAUCAUUUCAACCUUAUCGAUACCCCAGGUCACAUAGAUUUCACUAUUGAAGUGGAACGUGCCUUGCGAGUCUUAGAUGGUGCUAGUUUUGGUUGUUUGUGCUGUAUCAGGUGUUCAAUCGACAAACAGUUACAGUUGAUCGUACAAAUGCGUAGAUAUAAUGUCCCAAGAGUUACCUUCAUCAACAAGAUGGAUCGUAUGGGUUCAGAUCCUUUCAGAGCUAUUGCUCAAAUCAACUCCAAAUUGAAGACUCCUGCUGCAGCUGUGCAAGUUCCUAUUGGCGCGGAAUCCGACUUGGAAGGUGUAGUUGAUAUCAUUAAUCGUGUUGCUUUGUACAACAAAGGUGAUAAUGGUGAGAUCAUUGAGAGGGGCCCUGUUCCAGAAUCUUUGAAAGAUUUGGUUGAGGAAAAGAGACAAGUUUUGAUCGAAGCUUUGGCCGAUGUAGAUGAUCAUAUGGCUGAAUUAUUCUUGGACGAACAAGAGCCCAAUCCAGAACAAAUUGUCGGUGCUAUCCGUAGAGCUACUAUCGCAAGAAAGUUUACACCGGUUUUGAUGGGGUCUGCGCUUGCAAACACUGGUAUUCAACCUGUUCUCGAUGCGAUCGUUGAUUAUUUGCCUAAUCCAUCCGAAGUUUUGAACACUGCAUUGGAUAUCGCUCACGAAGAAGCUAAGGUGAAUUUGGUCCCAUCCGCUCAACAGCCAUUUGUCGGUCUAGCGUUCAAACUGGAAGAAGGUCAAUACGGACAACUUACUUAUAUUCGUGUCUACCAAGGUCGUUUGAGAAAGGGCGGUUACAUCACCAAUGUUAAGACCGGUAAGAAGGUGAAGGUUUCUAGAUUAGUGAGAAUGCACUCCAACGAUAUGGAAGAUAUUGAUGAAGUUGGCUCCGGUGAGAUUUGUGCCACUUUUGGUAUCGACUGUUCUUCUGGUGAUACCUUCACCGACGGAAGUGUUGAUUACUCGAUGUCCUCAAUGUACGUUCCCGAUGCUGUCGUUUCAUUGUCCAUUCACCCAAAGACCAAGGAUGCAAGUAAUUUUUCGAAAGCAUUAAAUCGUUUCCAAAAGGAGGAUCCAACUUUCAGAGUUAGGUUUGAUGCUGAAUCCAAGGAGACCAUUGUAUCCGGUAUGGGUGAAUUGCAUCUUGAAAUUUACGUGGAAAGAAUGAGACGUGAAUACAACGUUGAGUGCACAACCGGUAAGCCCCAAGUUUCCUAUAGAGAAUCCAUUACCAUUCCUGCUGACUUCGACUACACCCACAAAAAACAAUCCGGUGGUGCUGGUCAAUUCGGUAGAGUUAUUGGUACCAUGUCUCCAGUGGAAGAAGGUAACAAACACAACACCUUUGAGACCGCUGUCGUUGGUGGCCGUAUCCCGGACAAGUACCUAGCAGCCUGUGGUAAAGGUUUCGAUGAAGCUUGUGAGAAGGGUCCUUUGAUCGGCCAUAAGGUCAUUGGUGUGAACAUGCUGAUCAACGAUGGUGCCAUUCAUGCUGUCGACUCUAAUGAAUUGGCCUUCAAAACUGCAACCAUGGCAGCAUUCCGUGAUGCCUUUUUGAGAGGUCAACCGGUCAUUCUUGAGCCUAUCAUGACCGUGACUGUUACUUCUUCAAAUGAAUUCCAAGGAAAUGUCAUUGGUAGUUUGAACAAGUUGCAAGCAGUGAUUCAAGAUACAGAUAAUGGUCCAGACGAGUUCACCAUUAAGGCUGAAUGUCCUUUGAGUAAUUUAUUUGGUUACGCUACAUCAUUGAGAGCAUCUACGCAAGGUAAAGGUGAGUUCACACUAGAGUUCAGCCACUAUGCACCUACGGGCGCCCACGUUCAAAAGGAGUUGAUCGCUGAAUUUGAGAAGAAGCAAUCCCAGAAGAAGUAG
This is a messenger RNA of Torulaspora delbrueckii, 2307 nucleotides long. RefSeq names its product Mef1p (gene MEF1). The transcript has a single exon. The record is from RefSeq and is a predicted model, not a curated record. Gene Ontology annotation, cellular component: mitochondrion. Lineage: Eukaryota; Fungi; Ascomycota; Saccharomycetes; Saccharomycetales; Saccharomycetaceae. Gene Ontology annotation, molecular function: translation elongation factor activity; GTPase activity; GTP binding. The coding region runs from base 1 to 2307 and encodes 768 amino acids. Gene Ontology annotation, biological process: mitochondrial translational elongation.